Molecule: messenger RNA, 606 nt
Organism: Arctia plantaginis
Lineage: Eukaryota; Metazoa; Arthropoda; Insecta; Lepidoptera; Erebidae
Source: the annotation of a GenBank genome assembly
AUGUCUAAGAAUGAUGACAGUGAUCAAAAUUCGUCUGCCACGAGUGACAGCAAUGAGAAAGGUUUGGGUAAACUGACCCAGGAAGUAAAGCGGUGGUGGGAAGAUGAUUAUUUAAAGAAAUCACAAUCCAGUAGUGCAGCAACAUCGAGUGAUCGAGAUUCAGAGCAAAACUUGGCCCUCCGGCAAAUAUUAAACCUUCAAGAGCAUACACAAUCUAUCAGUACAGGAAGAUGGAGUGGACUAGAUUUAGAGCACAAUAUGGCCUUCCGACAAAUGGUCAAUCUGCAUAAGGAAGCACAAACCAGCAGCACAGGAAGUUGGAAUGGACGCGCCUCAAAGAGAGUACUGUGUAACAUAUGUCUUAAAACAUUUUGUGACAAAGGUGCCUUAAAGAUACAUAUCUCCGCUGUUCAUUUGCGGGUGAUGCACAAAUGCACAGUUGAAGGAUGCAGUAUGACGUUCAGUUCGAAGAGAUCAAGGAAUAGACACAGUGCAAAUCCUAACCCCAAGCUACAUUCAACACAUUUAAAGAGAAAAAUCCUUCCUCACCAUGGUAGUUUCCCAAGCUUCAACCAGUAUUAUUUUAAUCACACCGCUCUAGUCUAA